GCAAUCCAUACUUUUUGAAUUGCGAAAUGGCGCCAAGAUGAUCGCAAGGCUACUGCAAGCAGCGAAAGUAGCUCGGCAAAGCCCUUGCUCACCAGGCAAGGUGACGUUCCGCCAAUCAUCAUGGUCCUUUGGUAGUGUAAGGAACCGACACCACACAUUGCAGCUUCGGCACCACGCCCACUAUCGCAGCCACCAGCAAGACGCGCAGGCGGCCACUCCCCAAGCGGAGAUGCAGCAUAGCCAGGCAUCUUUAGGUUCUGGCAGCGCCGGAGGAACCGCGGCUGGCUCCAGAACCAACGCCCGAGGCCGCGGCAAGAAGGCCGCACCCGACCCCAACCAGCCCACGCUGCAACAAGUCUUCGCACGCGCCUCUAAGAACGUCCCUGCCGCCGUCCCUGCUCCUCCUACUCUUCAUCCUUCUCCUGCCACUACACUUGCCCCCAUCCCCCCAUCAGCCUCCGAAACCACGAGUAGGCUUUCAUCGCAUGGUGCCUCCGCAGUGCCUCCGCAGCCAUGUGUCGUACAACAUGCCUAUCCCGUACGGGUUCAGAAUGCACAGCAGCCGCAGUUAACGUCGGCGCCGACCAACUCUACCUCCUUCGUCACGCAGACGGAACCAGCGCCACCGCAGCAGCAACAGACAACUUCCCUCUGGACGGAAGAUCGUGAAGUGGUUUCUCUUUCAGAGCGGCGUAAGGCCCUCAGAGCUGCUGCUGCCGCUAGCAGUGCCAGCGCUGGUACGACAGCAACCGGCCCCACUCUCCAUCACAUCAACAAAAUCAACAGCCGGGGAAACGCGGAUUCCCCCAUCUCGCUAUACUCCUCUUCCUCCUCGCCGUCGUCCUCCUCCUCCUCGCCCCAGCCCUCCCCCAAACCUCCAUCAUCCCUCGGCGGGUCGUCGAACGAGUCCGGCUGGACUGCUCGAUCCAGCUUUAGCAGCGGCGAGGGUGGCGGCGGCGGCGGAAGCGGUGCUAUUGGGCAUCGUCAGUCGACACGGCAGUACUGCACAACCGCCGCUGUCCCCAAUGCUGACGACUGGAUGAGGGCAGCAAGUACGGCGGGGGCAGUUGACACCGCUUCAGCAAUAGCAACGGACACAGCUGCCACGAGCCGUUGGGAAGGAAGCGGCGGCGGCGGUGGCGGCAAUAUAGCAGCAAGUACGGAUACCUACCCCGCCGCCACUUCCCCGGCCAAGUCAAACGCCGCAACCGCCAACGGCAAUGGCAACGUCAACGACGACCUUCCUACGUCAACAGCCGCACCUCGUACGGCAGUCGUUACCUCCCGACGUGCCUACUACUACGGGGAAGUAGACGUGCAGGUGGAGGUGUUGGCGGGGGAGGUAGCACGCAUGGCCCUUACGGGGGCAGCGCCAGCAGCUGCUGCUACAGCGGCCGCUGCUCCGUUGACGUCAGCGACCUCCGCCUCGUUUUCGCUGGAGGCGGCGGCGGAGGUCGGCGGAAGCAUGAUACAGCUGGCAGCGGCACCAACCUCCGCCGCUUCCGCCGGCACCACCACCACGACAGCGGCGGUGGUGGCGGCAGCAGCUCCGACGGCGGCGCCUCGUCGGGGUCGGCCGCCCAAAGCUCUCCUGGGUGGCACCUCGGCGUCCUCGUCUGCUGCUGCUGCUGCUCGCGGAGACGCGCAGCCGCCACGUACCGCCGCUGCCGCUGGCGGCGCCACCGGUGACGUAUCAAGGGACAGCGGCGGCGGCGGCAAAAAGACAUUGGCGGCGGCGAAGGGCCUGCUGCCGCAGGGGUUGACUGCUGACGGCUCGCUGCUGUGGCGGCAGCUGACUGAGGCGGAGCGGGUGCAGGCGGGGGGAGCCUGGAUCAAGUGGGAGCCGCUGCCUGAUGCUGCUGCGGGGAGCGCUGAGGCCGCUGCUGCUGCGGGGGGUGGUGGGGCGGAGGGGGGGCCGGAGGCCGCCUGCGGCGAAGGAAGCGGGGCCCGCAGCAAGCGUGUCUUCCAGCUCUUCUCGUUUGAUGUGGAGACGGUGGAUUUCAUGCGGGAGAUGAAGAGAGCAGACAACCAGAAGCGGUUCCCCCGACCUGACCAGUGUCGUCUGAUUGAGCUCGCUGCGGUGGACAUGGGCCCUCUGGACGGGAACAGCACCUGCUGCUCGGGGGGCGGCGGCCUGGACCUUUCGCGUCACCUGCAGCAGGCGCCGGGGAGAGGAAGGGGCAGUGGCAGCAGCGACAGCAGCGGCAGUGGCAGCAGUGUUGCGGGAAGCGGCAGUGGCGGUGCUGCGGGUGCUGCGGGUGCUGGUGGCGCGGUGUUCAGCACACUUGUGAACUGCGGGCGGGCGUACAAGGACAAGAAGACGGAGGCACACAACGGCAUCACCUAUGCCGAGGUGAGUGCCCCCGGCGUGCCGCCCACCGGACCCGCCAUCCUGCAGCUCUUUGACUUCGUCCGCAGCCGCUGCCAGGCUACUGCUGCUGCUACUGCUGCUGCUGCUGCUCGCGCCGCCGCCAGUACCACCACCGCCGCCGCCUGCUCUUCACAGGGAGCUGCUGCUGCAGGGGGGGGAGUCAUGGGAGCAGCUCCAGGGGCGGGGGCAGGUGACAGCAGCGAGGUGGAAGUGGAGGUGGAGGUGGUCCCCGUGUUGUUGGCUCAUAACGGCGCCGUAUUCGACUUCCCGGUGCUGUGGUGCGAGUGCCGGCGAGUGGGAGUGGACUGGCCGCAGGACUGGUGGUAUGUGGACUCGUUGAAGGUGGCGAGGGCGCUGUGGCCCAAGGGUGAGAAGCCCACCCUGCCGCCGCCUGCCGCACCCACACCCGCUCCCACAAUGAGGAUGCCACCCCCGGCAUCAUCAUCGGCAGCAGCAGCAGCAGUAUCGGCAGCAGGUGGCGGCAAAGAGGAUGAUGAUGAGGAGGAGGACGGGGACGGGGUUGGUGAGUUGGAGGAGGAGGGCGAGGAAGGCGAGGAGGCGGCAGAGGAGGAGGAAGGCGUGGUUGCUGCUGCUGCUGGGGGCAAGGCACCCCGGCCCCGCACCUCCCUCUCCAUGGAGGCCCUCAAGGCCUGGGCGGGGGUGACCAGCAACGGCAGGGCGCACAGGGCCGCAGUGGAUGCCGAGGACCUGGCGGCUGUGUGGCGGGUGCUGUACGACAAGCUGGGCCAGCCCUCCCUGCCGCACCUGCACCUGAUGUACAGCGGAGGCGGAGGCAGCAGCAGCAGCAGGGUGGGGGGCGGUGGAGGGGCGCCUGUGCUGGCGGCAGGUCCGCUGCACCAGCUGGGACUCACCAGUCAGGCCGCCCGCACCGACGCCCUCACCCGCCACCUGGAGGCCGCUGUGCUGCCCCUGCUGCCGCCCUCCCUGCUGCCACCAACCGCACCGGGACAACAGCAACAACAGCUGCAAGGGGGGGCGGCUACUGGGGGUGUUGUUGCCGGUGCUAGUCCUGCUGCUGCUGCUGGCGGCGGUGGUGGUGGUGGUGUGGUGUUGUCGCUCGCCCAGCUGCGUGAAAUGGCGGCGGAGGGCGGACUGCACCUCAAGCGGGGUGGAGCAGCAGGAGGGGGAGGAGGAGGAGGAGGGGACUUCCGGGUGUUUGAUGUGCUUCGGGAGCGGGUGACGCUGCCACAGACACUGCCCGCGACCGCUGCUGGGGCUGUGGCUGGAGCAGCGGGAGGAGGAGGAGGGGCGGCAGCGGCGGCGGGGGCGCUGGAUCAGCAAUCGUGCGGGUCACAACAACUUUCACAGCAGCAACAGCAGCAGCAGCAGCCGGUAAGUAGGUAUUCUCAGCCGCAGUAUCAACAGCAGCAGCAGUGGGGUUCGCAACACUGGCAGCAGCAGCAGCCGCGACAAUGGCAGCAGCAACCGCAGGGAUCGCAGCAGCAGUGGGGUUCCAGUAGCCAAGCAGCGGUGCCGCCUCAGUCGUCUUCCUCGCAACAGCCAUCCUACCAGCAACAGCAGCAACACCACCCGCAUUGGCAACAACAGCAGCAGCCACAACAGCAGCAGCUGUGGCAGCACCCGGGUGCAAUCUCCUCACAGCAGCAACCACUGCUGCAUCCGCCGCCACAGCCGCAGCAGCAACAGCAGUGGCCGCAGCAGCAGUGGCCGCCCAGGGGGUUGCCUGCACCGUUACCACAACUACCGCCACCGCAGCAGCAACCGCAACCGCAGCUUGUACGGCAGUUGUUGCCGUUUGUGGUUGUGUUGCGGGGGGUGAAGCUACGGUACAUGAACAAGGCCAGCUACGCCUACAAGGACAACCACGCGCCCAAGUGGGACAUGUUCCUCACACCCGCGCCUGUCGCCGCUGCCGGAGGGAAGUCCGGUGGUUCCAGAUCUCGAUCCAAAAAGGCAUCCGCGGACAGUACCGGUAGCAGCGACAUCGCUGCGGCGUUGGGUGCAACCAGCAGCAGCGGCAGCAGCAAUGGCGGCGGCGAGACGAGUGCGGAGGAGUUUGGAGAGUUGGUGGAGCUGUUGGACGGGCUGGCGAGGCAGGCUGCGGUGAUGGCCAACGGGGAUGCGGCCGCGCGGGCGCAGCUCUACUCGUGCGGGCGGGAGGACGGGAAGACCAAGAAGAAGGGCCUCACGGUGCAGCUGCACGCCCGCCUGCAGCCCGGACCCGCCCCCCGGCAGCUCUCCUGGGAGCCCCUGGCCACACUGUCAACGUACGACAAGAAGAAGGCGUCGUACCGGGCCCUGCCCUGGCCACCCCUGGAGUCGUACAUUCCUGCUAGCAGCAGCAGCAGCUCGACCCAGCCCGUUUGGAGUGCUGGUGCUGGUGCUGCGGACCCUGAGUUGCAGCGGAUCAAGGAGGAUAACUUGGCGCGGAUUGAGGCGCAACUGCCGGGCGUCUCCUCGUCUUCCGUACUGGACGUGGCGGUGUGGCCGCAAUUCGUGUGGGUCAACUCCCGCGGGUACGGCAUCAAACUACUUGCAUUGCAUGUCGUACAUCGACCCGCAGCUGCAUGAGCCCGCCGGGUGUAGAACGGGUGUUGCUGUGACUCCAUGUCAUGUUGUCAUGGUGUUGCUGGAUGGUGACACGGGCGGGGGAUUAAGACGUGGAGUGAAGAGGGGGAGCGGUUGAGGGGAGGACAGUGCCAGAGGAGAAAAAGAGAUAUGUGUUCCCGCUUUGGGGUCCGCGGCAGUUGGGAGGUUUCCAUGGUGUGGAUGGGUGCUGAGAGCUGGUGUGGGUGGGCGGAGGGCACUGGGAAGCACAUGGGUGCAAAGUGGUAGCAGCAGCAGUCGUAGCAUGGAGGUCCCUUGCUUUAGGACAGGUCUUUUGUUACGAGUAGUAGCAUGGUAGCAUGAUGUUUGUCAUCUCAAUCUGUACUGCGUCGCUAUGCGGCUUUAGGCGGCCUGACAACGAGUCGUUAACAGGUGGCGAGGGGUGCAGGCAGUUGGGGGGGGGGGGUUCUGUUGGUAUCGUCGUUGUUGUUACCGCGCCGUUGAGUAAACAGCUCAAGGAAAUGUUGUUGUUGGUUGUUGGCUGUUUGGUUGCGGUGGAGGAUGGCAGGUAUCAACAAAUCAGUACAUGAUAUUCGCUGUUCAGACGGCACUGAUUCCCCAAUCAUAUCAGCAGGCUCCGGAUACCCCUGAAUAAUACUUCCGGUAUUCGUCAGUCUGUCUUUGUGCAGUUAGUUGUACGGCACUUGGCUGUAUGGAGGACAAGCUGAGACAACCAGGGUUGCAAACCGGCAAGAAACGCACCAUUGGCGAAACCAAUACCCAAUCACCGUGUUACAAGGGUGAGAGACACCCAAACGUUCCAACGGUCCACCCCUCAUCCGUACGUUCGGUAGUACAACUACCUCAACCCGGCAACAACCUCGGUGCGCGGCGUGCACCAAGCAGAAGAGCAGUAACCAUGCCCCUUUUGCUGUUUCCGACCAUGCAGCACGCAUCCCCACGUCGUCAAGCAUAUCG
Astrephomene gubernaculifera is the source of this 5878-nucleotide messenger RNA. The record is from the annotation of a GenBank genome assembly. Lineage: Eukaryota; Viridiplantae; Chlorophyta; Chlorophyceae; Chlamydomonadales; Astrephomenaceae.